CAAAUACUACUAGAAACUAAAGCGCGUGGAACACACUUUCCCCUCCCUGUAUUUCGCUUUUUCCCAACUGGCGAAAGCCAAACAGCUUCACUUCCCAUUAACUCUCUCUCUCUCUCUCUCUCUCUCCUCCCAAACCCUACCUCACUCCUCCGAUGCCGUUAAACGACGGCGACCGGAGUUUACCGGAGCUCAUCUCCUCUCUCCUCGACCUCAUCCCCAACCUUCUCAGCUUCAAGUCCAAAUGGUCCUCGAUCCGCGCCAAGCUCUCCGAUCUCGACACUCACCUCGCCGACAUCUCCGACUUCGCCGCCUCCUCCACCAACCAGCUAUCUCUAGACCUCCUCGCCUCCGUCCGUGAGACGCUACUCGACGCCGUCUCCGUCGCCUCCAGGUGCGAGGGACGAGAUUUAUCACACGGAAAGCUCAAGACGCAGAGCGAGGUCGACUCCGUCGCGUCUCGCCUCGAUCGCCACGCGAGAGACGCCGACGUUCUGAUCAAGAGCGGUCUCCUCCUUCUUCUCCAGGACGACGACGACUCCUCGAAGAAGCUUACCGUUUCGUCGAAGAAGGAAAGUGUGAGAUCAGAGGCGAGGAGUCUCGUUAUACGGUUGCAGAUCGGUGCAACCGAGUCGAAGAACUCGGCGAUGGACUCGCUGCUCGAGCUUCUCCUCCAGGGAGAUGACAAGAGCGUGAUGAUCGCCGUGGCGCAAGGAGUCGUUCCCGUUUUGGUUCGGUUGCUGGACUCGAGUUUAAAGGAGAAGAGCGUGGCCGCGAUCUCGAGAAUCUCGACGGUUGAGAGCAGCAGACACGUGUUGACAGCUGAGGGGCUGUCUCUGCUCAACCACCUCCUCCGCGUGCUCGAAUCGGGAAGCGCGUUCGCUCGAGAGAAGGCUUGUGUUGCUUUGCAAGCUAUGAGUUUCUCCAAGGAGAACGCUAGAGCGAUUGGCUGUAGAGGAGGUAUCUCGUCCCUCCUCGAAAUCUGCGGAUCCGGGACUCCCGGGUCGCAGGCCUUCGCCGCGGGCGUGCUGAGGAACUUGGCUUUGUUCGCGGAGAGUAGAGAGAAUUUCGUGGAGGAGAAUGCGGUUUUGAGUCUUGUCACUCUCGGUUGUUCCGGUACGCCUCUCGCUCGAGAGAAUGCGAUAGGGUGUUUGGGUAAUUUAACGUCUGGCGGGGAUGAUGAGGAGGAGAUGGUGGUGCUUGUUGUUAGAGAAGGAGGGAUUAAGAUGUUAAAGAGCUUCUGGGAUUCGGAUUGUAAUGCCAAGUCUCUUGAGGUGGGAGUUUUGCUUCUGAAGAAUCUGGCUUCGUGUCCUGUUGUGAGAGAAGUUGUUGUCUCGGAAGGGUUUAUCUCUCGUUUGGUGCCAGUUUUGAGCUGUGGGGUUCUCGGUGUGAGAAUCGCGGCCGCGGAAGCUGUUUCAUCCUUGAGUUUCAGCUCGAAAAGCAGGAAAGAGAUCGGCGGGUGCAUUAGUCAGUUGAUUGAUAUGUUAGAUGGUAAAGCUAUUGAAGAGAAAGAAGCAGCUUCGAAGGCUUUGUCGACGUUACUGGUGUGCACAAGCAACCGGAAGAUUUUCAAGAAGAGUGACAAAGGGAUACUAAGUCUUGUUCAGCUCUUGGACCCGAAGGUUAAGAAGUUCGAUAAGAGAUAUACAUUAUCUGCGUUGGAACUGCUUGUGACUUGUAAGAAGUGUAGGAAACGAGUGGUUGCUGCUGGGGCUUGCUUGCAUUUGCAGAAGCUUGUGGAAAUGGAUGUUGAAGGAGCUAAGAAAUUAGCAGAGAAUCUCGCACGGAGUAAGAUUUGGGGCGUCUUUGCAAGGCCGUAAGAGACUGCGGAUUAACAUUUGUAUGUAAGAAAGAAACAUGGGCGAUUCUUGUCUUUUUUCGAUUUUUUCUCUAUUUGUUUUGUUUGAUGAGUUUGGUUGUUCAUAAGGUUUGGUUUGAUUGGAGUAGGGAGAGUUUAAUUGCUGAUUAGCUCUGCUGACUAGUAAUAAUAAUAUCUUUGUAGAGUUUGAUCCUUUCAACUUUCUUUCUUGUC
This is a messenger RNA of Brassica oleracea var. oleracea, 2029 nucleotides long. RefSeq lists its product as uncharacterized. Gene Ontology annotation, molecular function: protein binding. The record is from RefSeq and is a predicted model, not a curated record. NCBI's taxonomy places the organism in Eukaryota, Viridiplantae, Streptophyta, Magnoliopsida, Brassicales, Brassicaceae. The coding region runs from base 153 to 1817 and encodes 554 amino acids. The transcript has a single exon.